UGUCCAUGACAUCUUCCCUUCUGAGCCCCCAGCAGCCUUCACCCCCAGCCCCAUGGAUGAAAGACCAGAGGGGUCUCCUGAAAGUGUGCCUGGGCAUUGCCCUGGACCCAGCCCCUCCUCGCUGGUCGCCUCCUUGCUGGAGCUUCAGGACCACUGUGACCACCCCCGGCUACCCCAGUGCCUGCACCAGAUAGCUGAAGCCUACUUCCUUGAAGAAGAUUAUGAGCGGGCGUUUCAGUUCCUCCAGCUCGAGAGGCUGUACCACGAGCGCCUGCUGUCCAAUCUCGCCGCCCUGCAGGGGGAGUGGGAGUCCAGGUGGAAGGCGUGCCGGCAGGCGGAGCGCAGCUCCAAGGAGAGGGCCCGCACUGAUCUGGGAUCAGAGCACCUGGAGACACUGAGGCGGAUCUGCAGGUCACACCGGAGACCCUCUCUCGGCACAGAGAAGCACGCUGCCGCGGACCCGGAGCCGAAGAACAGCCUCACCUGCUGGAGGUGGCCAGGAGAGCAGAGGUUGGACGGCACCUCGCUCCCAUGCAGUAUAGGUGAGUUUGGACCCCCGCUGGACACUCUUUCCAGGGGAGGGGCAGGUCGCCUGCACAGCGUGGGUUAA
Megalops cyprinoides (Indo-Pacific tarpon) is the source of this 610-nucleotide messenger RNA. RefSeq names its product consortin-like. The transcript is spliced from 6 exons. Gene Ontology annotation, biological process: positive regulation of Golgi to plasma membrane protein transport. Gene Ontology annotation, molecular function: connexin binding. Gene Ontology annotation, cellular component: transport vesicle; plasma membrane; trans-Golgi network. Lineage: Eukaryota; Metazoa; Chordata; Actinopteri; Elopiformes; Megalopidae. Bases 53 to 610 code for a protein of 185 amino acids. The record is from RefSeq and is a predicted model, not a curated record.